CCAAAGAAUUAAGUAGAAUUGGUUUAUGGCAAUAAGACAAUUAUUAGACACUUCGUGUUUUUGGGUUAAUUUGAACAGAUAAAAACGAUACUUGUCGAACGAUAACUGAAUAAACUCUUUUAUUUAUGAUAAUUGACAAUUUGUUGUAACAAGAUAAGAAAGAUUACCCUGUCCAAAGCCAACUCUGAUAAUUGCUUAGGAUAUCAAAGAUAAGAAAUGACGAAAGGUUCUCACUCAUAUGUAAAAUUCAAAUCAUCUUUUUUACUCAAGAUAAUUUAUCUCUUAAACUGUGAUGCACGUCAAAGCCUUUUCUUUAAAAUUGCCUAAUUUGAUGCGAAGGUUCUUAAUUUUAAUCACUUUUCUUUGCUUAGUUUUUUUGUUUUACCUUAAAGCUGAUUUAAGAUUAUAUCAAACUAAAUUAUCACACCCCGUUUUUUAUACCAAUAAGUCUGUUUCUACUGUUGAUGGUUUACCAGUGAUAUUGCUCUGGAAUGAUUAUUAUGAAGAUCCAAGUUGGCUUGGCCUUGCGGAAACAGUUUUACCAUGUGGAUGUUUAAUUACUCGUGAUCCAGCUCUAUUACCACAGGCAAAAAUUGUAAUAUUCCACUGGAGAAAUUUCGAUGCAAAUGAUCUUCCAACCAAAUAUGCUGGUCAAAUAUGGAUAUGGUAUCAUCUUGAAUCUCCAACAUACACUAAAAGACGCCAACUGCUGGAACAGUUCCAGGAGCAUAUUGAUUGUUGGGCAACCUAUCGGCAAGACUCUGAUUUUGUAUUAGAUUAUGGACGGUUUGAAAGAUUGACCAAGCCUAAAAAAGUGCAGAAAGUAAACGUUUCAAGUAAAAAAAAGUACAUCGCUUGGAUGGUUUCGCAUUGUGGGGCUGCAAGUGGUCGAGAUGAGUUUGCUCGACAAUUAUCCGAGUAUAUUCCCAUUGAUAUUUAUGGCCAAUGUGGGAAGCUUCGAUGUUCGGAAUAUAGUGCUUACAAUAAUCAAGAUUGUUGGAAGAUGAUUGCCUCUGAUUAUAAAUUUUAUCUCGCUUUUGAAAACUCCAUUUGUGAUGAUUAUUUUACAGAGAAGGUGAUAAAACCACUUGAUGAAUAUGUCAUUCCAUUGGUAUUGGGUGGAGCCGAUUAUGAUAGAUUGUUGCCCAAUAAUUCAGUUAUAAAUGUUCGCAACUUUGGUUCAGUUCGAUAUUUAGCCAUGUUUUUACGUUCGCUGGCUAAGGAUGAAGAGAGAUACAAUUCGUAUUUCGCAUGGAAAGCUAAUUAUUCUGCAGUCUUGAGGAUUCCAAAUCUCUACAAAGAUGUUAUGUGUGAUAUUUGCUCGGAAAUUAAAGGCAAAAAUUUCGAGAAAUCUUGUCGAGGACAAAAUGAAAAUCUUGUCAAUUGGUGGUUCAAUGAUUCGAUUUGCCAAAAUUCAGCAUUUAGAGGCUGAACUUUUAACUUAUUUAAUUAAAUAUCUAAAGACAGAA
Molecule: messenger RNA, 1469 nt
Organism: Tetranychus urticae (two-spotted spider mite)
Lineage: Eukaryota; Metazoa; Arthropoda; Arachnida; Trombidiformes; Tetranychidae
Product: lewis-type alpha-(1,3)-fucosyltransferase
Cellular component (GO): membrane
Molecular function (GO): fucosyltransferase activity
Source: RefSeq, a predicted model, not a curated record